AUGGACGCGAGCCUCCGCACGCUGCCCCCGGCCGGCAGCAGCUUCCCCGGCGAGGUCCGCUCCGCCGUGUCCUCGCUGCUGCUCUCCUCCCCGGGCGGCACCAGCGCGCUCGACACCGUCUUCUCGCACCUCCCGCCGCCGGUCACCAUCCCGCCGCUCGGCUCCAGCGUCUACUACCGCCAGUGCGAGCUCCUCCGCCACUUCGCAGCCUCACAGCCGCAGACGCAGAAGCACCAUCAUCCCGUCGCCGCCGCCAGCUCGUCCUCCUCCUCGUCGUCCUCCGCCGCCUCGGCCUCGGCAAGCUUGCAGUUCCAGCCGCACCAGACGCCGGCCGCGCCGCCCGACGACGCCGCGGCGGCGGCGGCCAUGCUGCGGCAGAAGCUGUACCGCGGCGUGCGGCAGCGGCAGUGGGGCAAGUGGGUGGCGGAGAUCCGGCUGCCGCAGAACCGGGUGCGCGUCUGGCUCGGCACCUACGAUUCCCCCGAGACCGCCGCGCACGCCUACGACCGCGCCGCCUACAGGCUCCGCGGCGAGUACGCGCGCCUCAACUUCCCGGGCGUCAUGGACGGGCCGGACCCGGACUGCCCCGACCACCUCCGCCAUCUCCGCGCCGCCGUCGACGCCAAGAUCCAGGCCAUCCGCGCCCGCAUGGCGCGGAAGCGCGCGCGCGCGCGCAAGCAGCGCGAGGAGAAGGAGAGCGCCCGCUCCGGUUUCGGUACCGAGGCCGCCAACAAACCAGCCGCCGCGCGCCCGGUCGCCUCCGAGGGCGCCGCGACGACGACCACCACUACCUCCGAGACGUCGACCACGCCGUGCGGGUCGCCGGACGGGGUGCUGUCCGUGAGCGCCGCCUCGGCCGACGGUGACUGCCCGCUGGACAAGAUGCCGUCGUUCGACCCGGAGCUCAUCUGGGAGAUGCUUAACUUCUAG
Miscanthus lutarioriparius is the source of this 930-nucleotide messenger RNA. Lineage: Eukaryota; Viridiplantae; Streptophyta; Magnoliopsida; Poales; Poaceae. The record is from the annotation of a GenBank genome assembly.